Molecule: messenger RNA, 948 nt
Organism: Neltuma alba
Lineage: Eukaryota; Viridiplantae; Streptophyta; Magnoliopsida; Fabales; Fabaceae
Product: probable 2-oxoglutarate-dependent dioxygenase AOP1
Exons: 3
Coding region: 1-948 (315 amino acids)
Source: RefSeq, a predicted model, not a curated record
AUGGGUUCAGAAACCACUCUUAAGCUUCCAGUCAUUGACUUUAACAGCCUUGACUUGGAAGGCAAAAACCCUAAGUGGGAGAAAGUGAAAUCCCAAGUCCUCAAAGCACUUGAGGAGCACGGUUGCUUUGAGGCAUUGUUUGAUAAGGUUCCUCUAGAUCUUCGCAAAUCCUUAUUUGCUUUGCUUAAAGAGACAUUUGAUCUACCCCUCGAAACCAAACAGAGAAAUACACAUAAGAACCCUUUUUAUGGUUAUAUUGGAAAAGGUCCUAAAAGCCCACUCUACGAGAGCAUUGGCGUCGAUGAAGCACUUGUCCUUGGGAAAGUAGAGAGCUUGGAAAAUAACUUGUGGCCUGAAGGAUACCCAAGUUUCAGCAAAGUUAUGAAAGACUUCUCAGAGCAGGUAUCGGAGUUGGAGCAGAUGGUGAGGAAGAUGGUUCUGGAAAGUUUAGGAGUAGAGAAGUACUUGGAUGAGUUCAUGAACUCAAGCACUCAUAUGCUGAGGAUUAUGAAAUACUCGGCUCCUCAAACUGAAGACUCAACGUUGGGUGUAAUCAAACACACAGAUGCUGGCAUAACGACCAUACUGUAUCAAAUUAAUGAAGUGGAGGGUUUAGAGAUUGAAACCAAAGAUGGAAAAUGGAUCACAUACCAGCCUACACCUCAUAGUUUUGUCUUUUUUGUCGGCGACUGUCUCCAGGCUUGGACAAAUGGGAAGCUGUAUAAUGCAUUUCACAAAGUAAUGAUGAGAGGUAGUGAAGAUAGAUACUCAGCAGCACUGUUUGCGAGGCCCAAAGAAGGUUAUAUAAUAAAAGCACCAGAGGAGCUUGUGGAUGAGGAACAUCCUCUUCUGUAUAAGCCCUUUGAUUUCCUUGAGUAUCUCAACUUUUAUCACUCGGAAGAAGCCCAGAAACACAGAAUUCCUCUCAAGGCUUAUUGUGGUGUUUAA